Messenger RNA from Eutrema salsugineum, 2286 nucleotides. Its product is annotated as subtilisin-like protease SBT5.4. The record is from RefSeq and is a predicted model, not a curated record. NCBI's taxonomy places the organism in Eukaryota, Viridiplantae, Streptophyta, Magnoliopsida, Brassicales, Brassicaceae. The coding region runs from base 1 to 2286 and encodes 761 amino acids. Gene Ontology annotation, molecular function: serine-type endopeptidase activity. The transcript has 8 exons. Gene Ontology annotation, biological process: proteolysis.
AUGUGCCUCCAAAGUUUAUCUCUUCUUCUUCUCAUCUUCACUCUCUUCUUCUCUCCUGCCUUUGCUCAUAAAAAGUCCUAUAUAGUGUACUUGGGUUCUCACGCUCAUCCUCCUCACCUCUCUUCUGCACAUCUCAAUGGUGUAGCUCACGCACAUCGCACUUUUCUUGCCUCUUUCUUGGGGAGCCAUAAAAGAGCGAACGAUGCCAUAUUUUAUUCAUUCAAGAGACAUAUCAAUGGCUUUGCCGCUGUUCUUCACGAAAAUGAAGCUGCGGAAAUAGCAAAGCAUCCUGAUGUAGUCUCCGUAUUUUUAAACAAAGGAAGAAAACUGCAUACCACUCAUUCAUGGAAUUUCAUGCUCCUUGAGAAAAACGGCGUCGUUCACAAGUCUUCUCUAUGGCAUAAAGCAGGAUUCGGAGAGGACACAAUCAUCGCGAAUCUUGACACAGGUGUGUGGCCGGAGUCAAAAAGCUUCACCGAUGAAGGGUAUGGAAGUGUUCCGGCUAGGUGGAAAGGUAGUUGCCACAAGGAUGUUUCUUGCAACAGGAAACUCAUUGGAGCUAAAUACUUCAACAAAGGUUACUUAGCCUACACAGGCUUUCCCUCCAACGCCUCCUUCGAAACCCCUCGUGACCACGAUGGUCACGGUAGCCACACUCUUUCCACAGCGGCCGGAAACUUUGUUCCCGGAGCCAAUGUGUUUGGCCUCGGAAACGGGACAGCCAGUGGCGGUUCUCCUAACGCAAGAACCGCAGCUUACAAAGUGUGUUGGCCGCCUGCGAAUGGCGCAGAGUGCUUUGAUGCUGAUAUGUUGGCAGCGUUUGAUGAAGCCAUCGGAGACGGUGUUGAUGUUAUCUCGGUUUCAGUGGGCGGAGAUGCCGGAGAUUACAUGAACGAUGGCAUAGCCAUUGGAUCUUUCCACGCCGUCAAAAACGGUGUGACGGUUGUGUGUUCCGCUGGUAAUUCGGGUCCUAAACCUGGAUCUGUCUCAAACGUAGCACCAUGGAUUAUAACAGUCGGAGCUAGCUCCAUGGAUCGGGAGUUUCAAGCCUUUGUUGAGCUCAAGAACGGGCAACGCUUCAAGGGAACGAGCCUCUCGAAGCCUUUACCCGAAGAGAAGAUGUAUGACCUGAUCAAUGCAGGAGACGCUAAAGCAGCCAAUGCGUCCACGAAAGAAGCAUUGCUAUGCAAGAAAGAUAGCCUAGAUCCGGAGAAGGUGAAAGGGAAGAUUGUGGUGUGUCUAAGAGGAGACAACGCACGUGUAGACAAAGGACAGCAAGCAGCCACUGCAGGAGCUGUAGGAAUGAUACUAUGCAACGACAAGGCGAGCGGAAACGAGAUUCUUUCAGACGCUCACGUACUUCCUGCUUCUCAGAUUGAUUACGAAGAUGGUGAAGCUGUGUUUUCCUACCUAAACUCCACGAAAGAGCCCAAGGGUUACAUAAGUCCACCUGCUAGUAAGCUGAACACAAAGCCUGCUCCUUUCAUGGCCUCAUUCUCUUCCAGAGGUCCCAACACCGUCACACCGGGAAUCCUCAAGCCUGACAUAACAGCGCCUGGUGUUAACGUCAUAGCCGCCUUCACGGAAGCCACGAGCCCUACGGAUUUAGAUUCUGACAAUCGUAGAACUCCUUACAACACCGAAUCAGGGACUUCCAUGUCUUGUCCUCACAUCUCUGGCAUCGUUGGUCUUUUGAAAACUCUUCACCCUCAAUGGAGCCCUGCUGCAAUCCGCUCUGCCAUCAUGACUAGUUCAAGAACAAGAGACAACAGGAGAAAACCUAUGGUCGAUCAAUCUUUCAACAAAUCAACUCCCUUUAGCUACGGUUCAGGCCAUGUCCAACCCAAUAAAGCUUCCCACCCUGGCCUUGUCUAUGAUCUAACCACUGGAGACUACUUGGACUUCCUCUGCGCCAUUGGCUACAACAACACCAUAGUUCAACUCUUUGCCGAAGACCGACACUACAUUUGCCGCCAGGGAGCCAAUCUUUUAGACUUCAACUACCCUUCAAUCACUGUACCUAACCUCACGGACUCCGUCACCGUCACUCGCAAACUCAAGAACGUAGGACCGCCUUCAACCUAUAAUGCGCAUUUCCGAGAGCCUCUUGGAGUAAGCGUCUCCGUUGAGCCCAAACAGCUCAAGUUCAACGAGAUUGGGGAGGUGAAGAUGUUUCAGAUGACUCUCCGUCCCAAGUCAUCGAAGUCUUUAGGCUACGUGUUUGGAGAGCUUAAGUGGACUGAUUCCAAACAUUACGUUAGGAGUCCUAUUGUCGUUAAACUUUGA